Oncorhynchus tshawytscha (Chinook salmon) is the source of this 722-nucleotide messenger RNA. RefSeq names its product protein phosphatase 1 regulatory subunit 14B. The coding region runs from base 356 to 721 and encodes 121 amino acids. Lineage: Eukaryota; Metazoa; Chordata; Actinopteri; Salmoniformes; Salmonidae. Gene Ontology annotation, biological process: regulation of phosphorylation. Gene Ontology annotation, cellular component: cytoplasm. The record is from RefSeq and is a predicted model, not a curated record. Gene Ontology annotation, molecular function: protein serine/threonine phosphatase inhibitor activity. The transcript is spliced from 4 exons.
AGCCCCGGAGAAAGUAGGAGGAAAUGACAGUGAGAAGGGAAAGCAGGGCAGAGGGAGAAAGAGAGGAGGCCAUAGAGAUAGAGAGAGAUACAGAGGGGGUUUGGAAGUAGGAAUACACAGAUGAGAGAGCAUAAGAGAAAGCCAGACAGACAGCAGUGCAGACAGACGGACAGCAGUGCAGACAGACAGACAGACAGACAUCAUUACAGACAGACAGACAGACAGACAGACAGACAGACAGACAGACAGACAGACAGACAGACAGACAGACAGACAGACAGACAGACAGACAGACAGACAGACAGACAGACAGACAGACAGACAGACACAGGCAGGCAGACAGACAGACAGAGGCAUGUCCACCCAACCGGGUCCCCAGCACAGGGUCUUGUUCCAAACCCCAGGUGAGGAGAAGGCGGAAGAGGAGCCUCCUCAACGCAGACUGGGAAAACUCACGGUCAAGUACAACCGCAAGGACCUGCAAAAGAGGCUGGACAUCGAGGAGUGGAUUGACGGGCAGCUGCAUCUCCUGUUCGACUGCGAGGAGGAGGAUAUUCCAGAGUUAGAAAUUGACAUGGAUGAGUUGCUGGAUCUAUCAGACGCAGAACAAAGAGCAAAGCUACAUGACCUUCUUCAAGACUGUGACAAGCCCAAAGAGGACUUCAUCGACGGCUUGCUGUAUCGUAUGAAGGGACUUCGCAAGAUGUCCCUGAAAAAAUGAA